This is a messenger RNA of Aphidius gifuensis, 4675 nucleotides long. Its product is annotated as putative leucine-rich repeat-containing protein DDB_G0290503. Lineage: Eukaryota; Metazoa; Arthropoda; Insecta; Hymenoptera; Braconidae. Gene Ontology annotation, molecular function: hydrolase activity, acting on glycosyl bonds. The coding region runs from base 38 to 4324 and encodes 1428 amino acids. The transcript has 9 exons. The record is from RefSeq and is a predicted model, not a curated record. Gene Ontology annotation, cellular component: membrane; extracellular matrix.
UGAAAAAAUUAUUUUAUCAAUUUAUGGAAAAAAACCAAUGACUCUAACGGAUGAACGAUUUCUAAGCAUCACUCUUGAUUCAAAUGUUAUAUUUAAUGGUGCUUUAUUUAAAAAUAAUUCAGAAAGAAAUAUAAAUAUGGCUAAAGCAUUGUCACCAGCUUUUGUUAGAAUUGCAGGACCAAAAAGUAAUUCUUACAUAUUUCAAAAAAAUAAUAUUACAAAUGAUGAUUCAAGCUUCGUAUUGACAUCGGGUAACUGGAGUAUGCUAAAUCAAUGGGCAGAGAAUGCAGGUCUGAGCGUGCUUGCUGCUGUAGCACCCCAACAACAUUCCGAAGAUAUUGGUGGUUUUAGAGAUAAAAUUUGGGAUUCGAGAAAUGUACUAGAUCUUAUCUCAUUCAGUGAUGAAAAGGGUUACAAUGUCAGUUGGCAGCUUGGAUAUGAAUGUCAAACAAGAUGUGACAUGAGUGGAAAAGAAUUAGGAAAAAAUUUAAUGCGAUUGAAAAAUAUGUUAGAAGCAUUUCCAAGAUAUUCAAAGGCUACAAUUACUGGACCUGAUAUUGUAACAAUGAAAACUGCUCAUGACCAAAUUUAUUUACAAGAAUACAUGAGUACUGGAUCAGAUGCAUUGUCAGCAAUAACAUGGCAUCCUGAUUUUGCCAGUAUAACAUUGGACUCUAAAAGUGGUGUAUUGAUUCAUCAUGACAGUUUGGCUUACGACAAAGAAACACUUCAUCGUAUUAUCGGUCGGAAUAACGCGAAAAAACCACUUUGGCUUGUUGAAUCAAAACCCGAAGAGUGCAAGGAUCAAUUUUUAGGUGCACUCAUUUGGACAAGACGUUUAGGAAAUUCAGCAAAACUUGGUGUACAAGUUUUAAUGAGACAACCACUUAAUUCAAAUCUCUUUAAACCAACUCCAGAUUUUUGGGUAUCUGUUUUACACAAAACUCUUGUUGGACGUGAGGUUUUAGAUGCAAAAAUAAUAACUGAAAAUCCAAGUCAUAUUAAUGUAUAUUGUCAAUGUACAAAACCUUCAUCAAGAUAUGAGAAAGGUUCAAUAACAAUUUUUGGCAUAAAUUUAGCAUCUACUAGACUUGUUAUUAAUCUUAAAGGAAUUAAGAUUAAAACACUUCAUAAAUAUAUUUUAUUACCAGGUUUUGAUGCUAAUAAUCAAAUGUUUUCCGAGACCGUACUUUUGAACAACGAGACACUAAAACUAGAAAAUGAAAAGGACAUGCCUGAACUCAAGCCAGCUGUGGUCACAAGUGAAAAAGGAAUAUCUAUGAAACUUCCAUCUGGUGGAAUUGGUUUCUGGGUUAUUCCUGACAUAAAAAUAAAAUCUUGUGAAGACCGAGAAAAUGAAUACGCUGAUAAAAUGAUUCUUGAAAAGUUUUCAAAACACUUGAGUAUUGCAGAAUCUGAUGAAAAUACUUCAAGCAAAGAAAGUACUGACGAAAAUAUAGAAGGAAGUCGUAAAUCAAUUUACAAUAUUAUGAAAAAAAUAAAUGCUAAAAGAGACAUGGAACGUCUUGAAAAAUUAUUGAGAAGACGAGAAAUUUACGAUGAUAAAAAAAAUAAAUAUGCUCACAUUGGUUUUUACGAAAAAUUACCAGUCAAUACAAAUGAAACUGAGUCUGAAGAAGACAUGAAAACAAAACUUGAAGAAUACAAAAAACGUGUGAGUGAAUUAGAAUUACGAAUGAAAUAUCCAAUGCAAUACAAUGACAGACAAAAUACUGAUGGUGAUAUUAUUGAUAGUGAUAAAAUUCCUGAUGCAAUAAAUUUAAUUAAAAAAAUUGAGAGUGGUCUAAAAAAUUUAAAUGACAAGUCAUAUAGUUUAUAUGAUUCAAUAGAUAAUGAAAAAUCAACACAAGCUGGUACCAAUAAUGAUGAUAAUUUUUUAAAUGAACUAUUAAAAAGUCGAAAAACCAAAAGAGCCAGUAUAUCUGAAGUAGUUGAACAAAAUUUACGUGCUAUCUAUAAUAUGCUAGCUGAUGAACAACUUAAACGUCAAAAAUUUAAAAAAGAACAAGGUACUAUGCUUGCAAGAAAAAAAAGAGACACUGAUAAAAAACUCAGUCGUCCAUCAACAUCAAAAAAGACAAAUAAAAUUGAAGAAAGAAAAUUAUUAUUAGAACGAAUUCAAAAACAUAAUUCAGACAAAAAAAAACCUGCUAAAUUGACAUUAAAAAAUCACAAGUCAGAAAGCCAAGAAAAUAACUUUUACGGUUUUGAAAGAUUACCACGUCUUGAAAAUUUUCCCACGGGAGAUGUUCAUGUUGAAGUUGGAAAAAUUAAAGUUGAUGAAGUUGAAGAUGAUGAUGAUGAUGAUGUAAUUCCAGUAGGAGGGCGAAUGAAAAAAUCAAGUAAUUUUGAAAGUUUUAUAGAGACCAAGGAAGAAAAUUUAAAUCAAUCUUCAGAUGAUUUUUCUGAUAUUGUCAGCUCAAAAGCACCAAGUUAUAAUACAAAUAAACACAUGAAAAUGAAUGCAAACAAUAAUAAAAAUAAAAAUGUUAGACAAAAACGUAGCAUUCAAGAUAUAAAUACAAUUUUAAAUAAUGAAAUGAUAUUUGAAGAUGAUAAUAAUCAGAGAGAUUGUCAAUGCAGAUCAACACGAAAUGUUGUAACUCAUUUGUGUAAAAAUUGUAAAAUUAAUGCAAAAAAAAAUGAACGUUCAUUGGCCAAAAGUAGAGGCCAAAGAAUGAACAAAAAAUUUGUAAUAAUUUCAAGAGAAAGAAGAGACACAACAGCAAAUGAAGAACAAAAUGAUAAUCAUGAUAAAUUGAUUGAAAAAAUAAAUGAUAAAAAUCCAACUAAUGAUGAUAAAAUAAGCCAAGACAUGUCAAGUAAUUCAAAGCACCUCAAUAAAGCUGAAGAAUUACAAAAAGGUUUGUCGAAGUCAUCAGAAAUUCUUCCAAAAUUACAUGAAGAUGCAGCAAAUGAAGCACCCAAGGUAAAGCAUGCACGUCAUGUCACUGAAAGACCUCGUCAACGUGCUGACAAGAAUCGUGAAAAAACACAAAAAUCAACAGCAGAAACAUCAACAAAUCAAGUAAAAAAAAGAAAGCUCAGACUAUUGACACCACCAGCAGCGUCAACAUCAACAACAACAACGACAAUCUCAACAACUAUGUCAACUGCACUGAAAUCAGCAAAAGCUGCUAAACAAUCAACACCAUCAAGUACAUCAACUACAGUAAAGACAAUUGAGAAUACAUCAACUGAAAAACAUGAAAAAAAUCAUAAAUCAAUGAAUAAAUUAAAACAUAAAAAAAAGAAAAACCAACAAGAUACAAAAGAGCCUGUUAAUGAUGAAGGAAAAAAUGAUACUCAUUCAAGUAUAAGAAUGAAACAUAAAAAUAAAAAAAAUCAAAAAGAUCCUGCUGUAGCUCAAGCUCAAGAUGAAAAAUUAAGAAAGAUUUUAUUUGAAGAUCAUAAACAAAAAAGGCACAAACAUUUUAAACAAUUGAGAAAUAAAUUAAAUCAUGAUGAACCAUCAACAACAUCACCAACUGAUACAAAAAAAAAGACAGAAAAAAAUAAAGCUAAAAUAGUUAAACGUUCUGUCAUGUUGCCAAUACAAGAUGAAGAUAUUCUUCAAGCUGUCAAUGAUUCAAAUGAUAAUGUAAAUAAUUUUCAUUUAGUUCAUACAGCACCAAGAUGUGACAAAUGUUCAUCAAAAAAAAAAGAAUUAAAAAAUAAUGCAAGUAGUGAAAAAAAUAUAAAAAACAUUAAUGAAAAUAAAAGCACUACUGUAAAAAAUUUAGAAAAUAUUAGUGAUGAUAAAAUGAAGCCAAAAUAUAAACGAUUAAUGAUGAAACAUCAAGAAAAAAUUAAAAAUGCAGAAAAAAAAAAUCAUAAAUAUAUUUAUCGUGGAAAAAGAAAUGCUAAUUAUAAAAUACCAAAUGAUUAUGUUGAAAAUGAAAUAUGGAAAAAUGGUAUUGAAAUUAAAAAUAAUGAAAAAAAAAAAUCAAUUAAUGAUUUAUCAAAUUUAAAUGGUUAUAUUCCUGAUGAAAUUUUUAAAAAUCAUACUAAAAUUGUUAACAAAGAAAUUUCAUCAUUUGUUAAAGAGACAAUACCAAUAAUUGGAAAUGUUUUGACAAAUCAACUUGGAAAAAUACAAAAUAUUACUGGUAAAAUUGAAAAGUUAAUUGAAAAUUAUAAAGAAGCUGAUAAUGCUGUUGAUGCAAUUAACGAAAACUAUGAAGAAGUCAUUAAAAAUAAUCCAGAUGGUCUUUUGACAUUUAAUUUUUUCAAUGACACCAUCAAACGUAUAAAAAUUUUUUUUAGUUUUUUCACAGCAGCAGUUGCAGCUUUUGGCCAGUAAUUAUUCCUUAAUGUUUUAUUUAUUUUUUUUUUUUUCUUAAUUUAAUUAUUGAUUUAUACUUUAAACAGUUGAAUAAAAUAAUAAUUAUAUUUUUUUUAUACCUUCAAUAAUUAUGUAUUGUAAUUUUAUAUUUUACUUUUUAUAUCUGUUGUUGUAUUUAUUAAUAUAAAUAAAUAAAUAACGUUUAAUGGAGAAUUUUUAAAUUUAUGCACACUAAUAUAAUAUAAAGAAUAAGAGGUCGAUUUGUUGGAUGACGUGUAUGUAAUAUUGAUUAGCCUUGGGAUAUGGCAAUGCAAAUUAGCACGACGACGACAUCUUGAUCAACGAUCAAUUCACAAGAUAAAAAUCAUA